This is a messenger RNA of Suillus subalutaceus, 1137 nucleotides long. Its product is annotated as PPP4R2-domain-containing protein. Gene Ontology annotation, biological process: protein dephosphorylation. The transcript is spliced from 5 exons. Gene Ontology annotation, cellular component: cytoplasm; nucleus; protein phosphatase 4 complex. The record is from RefSeq and is a predicted model, not a curated record. Gene Ontology annotation, molecular function: protein phosphatase regulator activity. The coding region runs from base 154 to 1092 and encodes 312 amino acids. Lineage: Eukaryota; Fungi; Basidiomycota; Agaricomycetes; Boletales; Suillaceae.
ACGUUCUGAUCGGACCGAGGUCAUAGUAUACGACUGGAAGCCCUAGACGCGCAGAAAUUUGCUGGCAGAGCGUAAACCCCCAUAGCACCUAGACCGCAGCCGCGACUGUCCAAAUUUCAGUCCAGACUCCAAACACUACCAUCAACUGCGAACAUGACGUCCAUGACAGAGAGUGCAUAUGACAUAUCACAAGGCUUCCGUUGGAACCCAGAUUAUGACACAGUUUUAGAGCAAAUCGCUGACUCUGACAUAGAAGAGCCAAAGAUAGAAUGGAACCUGCUACGCGACAUGAUCAAGUACAAAGUGGACGAGAAUAUCGCCCUAUUUCUAGCAGAUCCACCGCCUCACAAUGCAGUGGAAUUCCAACCGUUACCUGAGGAUCUCCUCAAAGCUGGUAACUUGAAGUUACCGCCGUUCCCGCUUCGUGAACAGAACGAUCUCAAUCACAACGAGGUACCGAAAGUGUACAUGAACCAGCAAGAAGCAGGCGAGAUCAAAGCUUUCAUUUUCAGGCAACUGCAUGAAUUUGAUGAUGAUCCUCCUUUCACAAUACAACGCGUCUGCGAGCUCUGCGUACGACCGAAACAGCAUUAUAAAGCUCUUGGAAAGUAUCUUCGAGCGGUAGAGAAAUCAUUGCUCGUUACAUCCUCGUGGAACGCUUUCCCCGCAGAAGAAUCUAACCAUGACGGCCCAACAAUAUCUUCAUUAUCGAUGACAGCUGGUUUACUAUCAGCACCGACUACUCCGCUCUUCUCUCCCAUAUUCUUUCAUCAUGAAGAUGCACGGCGCUCAAAGUCACAAAGUCCUCCUCCGUCACCUCUAACACUAAGUGGCAUGGAAUCUAUGGGGCACGUCGAACCCUUGGAAGGGAUGCCACCCAAAGCACUUGGCCUAGUAGACGAAUUGGACGAUCCAAGCCCAGGGCACUUGAGUAAUCAUCCAACAGCUCUUACAGCUGUUACUACGGUGGGCUCAAAGCCUUUCAUGGAUACCCUGGGGACAAGGUUUGUGAGAGGAGAGGGACAGCAUGAUACGGAGAGCAGUGAUCAAAGGAUGGCGGACGGAACGGGAGACAAAGAAAAUAUAGGUUGACGGUGCUUUCAUCUAAACUGGGAACAAACCAGUAAGAGCUGUGAU